AUGUCGGCCGUCCUGACCACUCUUGGUCUUCAGGCUGCUCCCGGAGAACAGGCCUCCAACCAUGCCGUGGCCUAUCUGGUGGUCAACUGGCUCAUCUCAUUUGGCGUAUUCAGCACGCGGCGGGAGAAGUUGAAGCUCGGUAUCGAUCACAACCAGGCCCCUCGUGACGACCUCGCCAAAUUUGGAGAGGCCGCUGUACAAUCGGGCAAGAUCACACGGCAAACCUUGAAUCGACUCAAGCGGCAGGAAGCCAGCAUGGCCAAUUCAGCUGAGCAUUACCCAUUGUUUGUAGCCGCAAUUCUUGUCGCUCUUCACGCGGGUGUGCCCAGUGACGUAAUUAACCGCAUUGGACUAUGGUAUGCGGUGUCACGGCUGGCGUUCGGGCUCUGCUAUAAGUACAUCGAGUCUCUCAAACUGAGCUUUGUUCGUUCGUUCUUUUGGUGGUCGGGCAAUAUCUGCUGCUUUACCGCUUUCUGGUUUGCCUCAAGGAAUCUGUGA
Messenger RNA from Aspergillus bombycis, 498 nucleotides. Its product is annotated as MAPEG family protein. NCBI's taxonomy places the organism in Eukaryota, Fungi, Ascomycota, Eurotiomycetes, Eurotiales, Aspergillaceae. The transcript has 3 exons. The record is from RefSeq and is a predicted model, not a curated record. The coding region runs from base 1 to 498 and encodes 165 amino acids. Gene Ontology annotation, cellular component: membrane.